This is a messenger RNA of Rhineura floridana, 3741 nucleotides long. It is a transcript of the gene PLOD2, whose product is annotated as procollagen-lysine,2-oxoglutarate 5-dioxygenase 2. Gene Ontology annotation, molecular function: procollagen-lysine 5-dioxygenase activity; L-ascorbic acid binding; iron ion binding. Gene Ontology annotation, cellular component: endoplasmic reticulum. The transcript is spliced from 20 exons. The coding region runs from base 598 to 2877 and encodes 759 amino acids. Gene Ontology annotation, biological process: peptidyl-lysine hydroxylation. The record is from RefSeq and is a predicted model, not a curated record. NCBI's taxonomy places the organism in Eukaryota, Metazoa, Chordata, Lepidosauria, Squamata, Rhineuridae.
GUGCAGGCGCGGCUGUGGGAAGUGCAAGUGGGAGACUGGGAACAAGAAGGACGGCACCCAGUCCCCUCUCUCCACCCCCCUCGCCAGUCCCAUGGCCAAUCGCUGGGAUCCUGCAGCUCCUUCUGCAGCAGCUCUGAUUUCGCCUUGCUUGGGUCUGCCCGCUGGCCAUCCCCUCCCACUCUCGCCUGGCUUAUAAAAGCUCCAGCGCGCGCCGAGGAUGCCCUUUGCCUACUGCCCUUAACGGAGGGCGAGAAGACGGCGGCGUCCGCUACCUUCCGUUCACCUGAUCGCAUCACCGGGAGGGAUCCCCCGCCAUCCCUUCUGCAAGUGGAUUGUUGUGGCACUUUUUCAUCUUGACCCUUCCUGUCGUGGAGGAAACAUCCCCGGUGCCCCGUUCAGAGCAAUCCCCUUCUGGAGCUAAGGGCGGCCACACGUGCUUCGAGCGGGAGCAGCGAGUGAAAGAGACGCUCGGCGAUUCGAGAGACAACCUCGCAGGCCUCUUUUCGCGGGUGGGAGAGCGAGCGAGCGAGGGAAGGAAGAAGCUUCUGAGUCUUCUGGGUGCUCUGCUAACUUACUGGCUUGCCUGGAGGGCUGAAGAUGGCGAUAAACACGGCAGGACCCCUCGCCCUUCUCCUUGGUUUAGUUAUCCAUCUCUUGGAGCCGAUCUACCCUGCUGAGUCCGAGACCGAGAGAUCGCCCAUCCCCACCGAUAAGCUAUUAAUUCUAACCGUUGCAACAAAGGAAACAGACGGCUUUCACCGGUUCCUGCAAUCAGCAAAGCAUUUCAACUACACAGUGAAGAUCCUGGGUAAAGGUGAAGAAUGGAAAGGAGGAGAGGUUCUGAACUCUAUUGGAGGAGGCCAGAAAGUACGUCUAUUGAAAUCUGUGAUGGAGUCAUAUGCUGAUCAAGAGGAUUUGGUGGUUAUGUAUGUUGACUGCUAUGAUGUUAUAUUCGCUGGGGGACCAGAAGAGUUAUUAAAGAAGUUCCAACAAGCUAACCAUAAGGUAGUAUUUGCAGCAGAUGGAUUAAUAUGGCCUGAUAAACGACUAGCAGACAAAUACCCUGUUGUUCGCAGUGGAAAACGAUACCUUAAUGCAGGAGGUUUUAUUGGAUAUUCUUCAGCUGUAAAUAGUAUUGUACAACAAUGGAACCUCCAAGAUAAUGAUGAUGAUCAGCUUUUUUAUACUAAAAUCUAUAUCGAUCAGAUAAAGAGGGAACACAUUAAUAUUACCUUAGAUCACAAGUGCAACAUUUUUCAGGCUCUAAAUGGAGCUGUUGAUGAAGUACUUUUGAAAUUUGAAGAUGGAAGAGCCAGAGCUGGGAAUUCAGUGUAUGACACUUUGCCAGUCACUCUUCAUGGAAACGGCCCAACCAAACUUAAUCUCAAUUACUUUGGAAAUUAUAUCCCUAAUGGCUGGACUCGUGAAACUGGAUGCGGUACCUGUGACACAGAUUUACUAGACUUAGCCACGCUUGAUGAGAAUCCAAGAGUAACAAUUGGUGUUUUCAUUGAACAACCAACUCCUUUCCUGCCUAAGUUUUUAGACAGAUUGUUGACUCUGGAAUAUGUAAAGGAAAAACUUAGCUUCUUCAUUCACAAUAAUGAAGUUUUCCAUGAAAAACAUAUCAAGAGGUUUUGGGAAAAAGCCAAGAAUAUGUUCAAAACUAUACACAUUGUUGGACCUGAAGAAUAUCUGAGUCAAGCUGAUGCAAGGAACAUGGGAAUGGACAUCUGUCGGCAGAAUAAAGAAUGUGACUAUUAUUUUAGCAUUGAUGCGGAUGUUGUUUUAACGAACCCCAAUACUCUGAAACUUUUGAUAGAACAAAAUCGAAAGAUGAUUGCUCCUCUUGUACCGCGUCAUGGGAAGCUUUGGUCAAACUUUUGGGGUGCACUGAGUGCUGACGGAUAUUAUGCUCGAUCUGAAGACUAUGUGGAUAUUGUCCAAGGAAAUAGAGUAGGUGUAUGGAAUGUCCCAUACGUGGCUAAUAUAUACUUGAUCAAAGGACAAACACUCAGAUCUGAGAUGAAAGAGAGAAACUAUUUUGCACGGGACAGAUUGGAUCCUGAUAUGGCCCUUUGCAGGAAUGCCAGGGAAAUGACCUUACAAAGGGAAAAAGACUCCCCUUCUGCGGAAACAUUCCAUAUGCUCAGAGCCCCAAAGGGUGUCUUUAUGUACAUCACUAACAGGCAUGAAUUUGGAAGACUUAUAUCAACUGCCAACUACAAUACUUCUCACUACAACAAUGAUCUUUGGCAGAUCUUUGAAAAUCCUGUGGAUUGGAAGGAAACAUACAUAAGCCCCAACUACUCAAAAAUCUUCACUGAAAAUAUAGUGGAGCAGCCAUGCCCGGAUGUGUUUUGGUUCCCCAUAUUUUCUGAGACAGCCUGUGAUGAACUGGUACAGGAGAUGGAACAUUGUGGACAAUGGUCAGGUGGAAAACACCAUGACAGCCGUAUUUCUGGAGGAUAUGAAAACGUUCCCACUGAUGACAUUCACAUGAAACAAGUUGGGCUGGAAAAUGUGUGGCUACAUUUUAUUAGAGAAUUCAUAGCACCCGUAACACUAAAGGUGUUUGCUGGUUACUAUACAAAGGGCUAUGCCUUGCUGAAUUUUGUUGUGAAAUACACUACAGAGAGACAACGCUCCCUUAGACCUCAUCAUGACUCAUCUACAUUUACUAUCAACAUUGCUCUCAACAAAGUAGGAGAAGAUUUUGAAGGAGGUGGAUGUAAAUUUCUGAGAUACAAUUGCUCAAUUGAAUCACCCAGGAAAGGAUGGAGUUUCAUGCAUCCAGGAAGACUUACUCAUUUACAUGAAGGACUUCCCAUUUUGAAAGGAACUAGAUACAUUGCAGUAUCAUUUAUUGACCCUUAAUGUUAUUUCCCUGGCCUCUUAAAGAUGUUUGGCAAUUAUGACAAACUCUUAUUUGUAAUCCUUCUUCCAGAAGAUGGUGACAAAUGAAGCUUCUUCUAGACCGCUGCUUUACUUUGGGCUAAAAGAAUGAAAUAAUAAAAAAAAAACCAAACACUUUUUUUUUUUAAUCUUCAAACAUCUGAUCUGAGCCUUGAGCUGUAAAGUAAAAUAAUAAUGAUAAUGAUAAUUUUUUUCUUUUGCUGUCUGAAAAGGGGGGAGGAAAUUCCUUGAUGCAGACAAUCUAUAAAGUUUUUCAUGUGGGUUUUCCAUCCAUUAUGAAUAUCAAUGUGAAAUCUGUGCAUAUCUUGAUUAAAGAAAAUAUCUAUGCAUAUUGAGAUAUCUUCAGAUAUCUAUGCAUAUUAUAAGAAAGAGAAGUGCAUUAUAGAGAAAUGCAAAUCAUUGACAAAUAUAUAUAUGGGUACUAUAAAAAGCCUUUAAAAGAAGAAAUACUCUUCUUUUGGAAGAGUAUUUAGAAGUAUGUUCUCACCAAGUGUCCUUUAAUUGAGAAAUAUUCUGAAUUAAUUUUUUGUGCCAGUUCAGUGCUGGCAGUUCAGUCCCUCUUUUUGGAAACUUUGUAAUACCAAGAUAUCUUGGAAAACAAUUUUUCUACUCUUAUUUAAAACUACUUGAAUUUUGUAUCAGGAGAUAAAAGUUGAAGUUGCUCUUUUAUAAAAUGUGCAGGGGUUUGACUUGCCUUUGUUUUUUAAGGGAUCAGUUUUAAAUAAUUCCUGCUGUGCCUACUGUUUGUAAUUUAAAUGUUACACUUGAAAAAAAUGCUGAAACCAUGAAACCUGAGUGCUAAAAUGCACAUAUUUUUAAGUUUUG